AUGGGGCUCUUCAACAAAAAAAGCAAAUCCAGUGUCAACGGCAGCACAAAUGCUGCCAGCGCCAGAACCAGCCACAGCUCCUUGAUGUCGCCUCCACCCACCAAGGUCAUCAACGGCGGCAGCUUCAACUCCCCAUCCGUACCUGAUGUCUCACUCCCCGCGCCCCCCGACCCCACACUUGACCCUGCAGCGUACCUGCGGAGCAUAUACGCCGUGCGCGCACGCACUCGACUGGUAUACCAAAGAGCAAAGCGGAAUCAGUUGAACCACUUUAUUGUGGACGGGUCCAAGUUCAGAGACACAGCAGACUACGUCGUGUCCAUCAUAAAGCGAGAUUUCGCCCCAGACUACACAAGCAUCCCUGCACACGGGCGAUGGCAACACUUCGAAGCCGGCGGCCGCCCUCGAAUAGACCAACUCCUCUCCUCCUGGCCCAGCACAAUUGACGCCCAAGAGCGGACGCGCCGCCUCCUGGACCUCUUCCUCGUCUCCGUCCUCCUGGACGCGGGCGCCGGCACGCGCUGGACCUACAAAUCAAAAGAAUCCGGCAAAACGUACCGGCGCAGCGAAGGGCUGGCCAUCGCGUCCCUCGAAAUGUUCAAAGCCGGCUACUUCAGCAGCGACAGCGCACAACCGUGCCAAGUCGAUUCCGCGGGACUCAAAUUGCUGACACUAAGCCAGCUCGCGCGCGGGCUGCAAGCAACGCCGGACACGAAUCCUCUCGCUGGCCUAGAGGGGCGCGCGGGGCUGAUGACGCGACUGGGUGACGCAUUGGCUCAAAAUCCGUCAUAUUUCGGCGCAAAGGGCCGGCCAGGGCAUAUGCUUGACCACCUCCUCUCACACCCCACAACGACCGCUCAUUCGGUCCCCGUCAUCACAGUGCCAACACUCUGGUCCGUGCUCAUCAACGGCCUCGCAACCGUAUGGCCGACCACUGGCCCAGGGCGCACCAUAAUUGACGGCGUAGGCCUCGGUGACGCCUGGCCAUGCAACAGCAUGCCCGCCUCCCCGCCAGGCCUACCAUGGGAAAACAUCGUGCCGCUGCACAAAUUAACGCAGUGGCUAUGCUACUCCCUCAUGACACCCAUGCAAAAGGUCAUGAAAGUGCAUUUCGCGGGGACGGACCUCCUCACUGGCUUACCAGAAUACAGAAAUGGCGGACUACUGGUCGAUACGGGCCUACUCACCUUGAAAGAUGGGGAUAUGGAUAGAGGAUUGAGGAAAUUCCGGGAGCGCGCGGCGACGAAAGGCCAGCCGAGCAUGGAAGUCGUGCCGCUGUUUGAGACGAACGACGAUGCCGUCGUGGAGUGGCGGGCUGUGACAGUGGGGUUUCUAGACGACCUGCUAGUGGAGGUCAAUGGAAUAUUGGGGCUGAGUGGGGAGAGGAAGCUGAGUUUGGCGCAGAUGCUGGAGGCGGGGAGUUGGAAGGGCGGCAGAGAACUAGCAGAAGUAUCACGACCGAACACGAAAGAACCGCCUAUUAUGAUCAUUUCUGACGGAACGGUCUUCUGA
Molecule: messenger RNA, 1512 nt
Organism: Bacidia gigantensis
Lineage: Eukaryota; Fungi; Ascomycota; Lecanoromycetes; Lecanorales; Ramalinaceae
Exons: 3
Coding region: 1-1512 (503 amino acids)
Source: RefSeq, a predicted model, not a curated record